This is a messenger RNA of Egretta garzetta (little egret), 651 nucleotides long. Its product is annotated as ras-related protein Rab-11A. Gene Ontology annotation, cellular component: recycling endosome. The coding region runs from base 1 to 651 and encodes 216 amino acids. The transcript has 5 exons. Gene Ontology annotation, molecular function: GTPase activity; GTP binding. Gene Ontology annotation, biological process: regulated exocytosis; constitutive secretory pathway. NCBI's taxonomy places the organism in Eukaryota, Metazoa, Chordata, Aves, Pelecaniformes, Ardeidae. The record is from RefSeq and is a predicted model, not a curated record.
AUGCGGGGCAAGGACGAUGAGUACGACUACCUCUUCAAAGUUGUGCUCAUUGGAGACUCUGGGGUGGGGAAGAGCAACCUCCUCUCGCGCUUCACCCGCAAUGAGUUCAACCUGGAGAGCAAGAGCACCAUCGGGGUGGAGUUUGCCACGCGGAGCAUCCAGGUGGACAACAAGACCGUGAAGGCUCAGAUCUGGGACACGGCCGGGCAGGAGCGGUACCGGGCCAUCACCUCGGCGUACUACCGGGGGGCGGGGGGAGCUCUGCUCGUCUACGACAUCGCCAAGUACCUGACGUAUGAGAACGCCGAGCGCUGGCUGAAGGAGCUGCAGGACCACGCCGACGCCAACAUCGUCAUCAUGUUGGUGGGCAACAAGAGCGCCCUGAGGCACCUGCGGGCCGUGCCCACCGAUGAGGCCAGGAGCUUUGCAGAGAAGAACGGGCUCUCCUUCCUCGAGACGUCUGCUCUCGACUCCACCAACGUGGAGACGGCUUUCCACAACAUCCUCUCGGAGAUCUACCGCAUCGUGUCGCAGAGGCAGAUCAGUGGGCAGCCGGAGUCAGAGUUCGGCCCCACCACGACCAUCGAGCCCAUCCGGGUGCUGCCCACGCAGCAGGAGGGCAGGCAGGCACCCUGCUGCCAAAAUAUCUGA